UGGAAAUCGAUGAAAUGUACAGGGUCGCAGGUCGAGUACAUACAACUUAGAAAUGUCACCAUGCCAUUUGAGUUCACGUGUAACGGCUACCAGUCUUUGGUGUUGCACAAUGUCGCCUAUGACAUUUUGGUGGAUGGUCAACUGGAACAAAUGGGGUUUGCUACCAUAGAUGUCUAUUUUAAUAUUUUAAAUGGCAAUAUAAUCGAGGUCAAUUCUGGAUUAAUUACGGAGGGUCAGUGCGCAGGCGACACGUUUUUCUCGGCCAACGUUUAUGUAACUGACGAUCAGUACGCGUGCGCCGGAGUUAAUGGCGCCACGGAAUUCACCAUAAUAUAUAUUGACGCCCACGUGACCGGACCCAAGUGCGGCGCUCACUGCACACUAGACACCGUGGAGAACAGUAGUAACAGUAAUGACUAA
Molecule: messenger RNA, 420 nt
Organism: Medioppia subpectinata
Lineage: Eukaryota; Metazoa; Arthropoda; Arachnida; Sarcoptiformes; Oppiidae
Source: the annotation of a GenBank genome assembly